GACAUGGAUAUGGACAUGGCCCCGCGCCGCCGCUGAGGCGAGGAGCGCAGCCCCGCCAUGGCCCCGCGCCGCCGGGCCCGUGCCGGCCCUCCCGACGGCGGCUGGGGCUGGAUGAUUGUUGCUGGCUGCUUCCUCGUCACCAUCUGCACCAGGGCCGUGACGAGGUGUAUCUCCAUUUUUUUUGUGGAGUUCCAGGCAUACUUUGGGCAGGAUUAUGCCAGAACUGCUUGGAUCCACUCCAUUGUCGACUGUGCUACAAUGCUUUGUGCCCCGCUUGGGAGUUUAAUCAGUAAUCAUGUAUCCUGCCAAGUUGGUAUCAUGCUAGGAGGGCUGCUUGCAUCUACUGGACUAAUUUUGAGCUCAUUCGCCACCAGUCUGGAACACCUCUACUUAUCAUUAGGAGUCCUCACAGGACUUGGGUUUGCACUUUGUUAUUCUCCAGCCAUUGCGAUGGUGGGCAAAUACUUCAACAAAAGGAAAGCGCUGGCGUAUGGAAUAGCCAUGUCAGGAAGUGGAAUUGGUACCUUCAUCCUGGCCCCUGUGGUCCAGCUCUUAAUUGAGCAGUUUUCCUGGCGAGGAGCUUUGCUCAUCCUGGGAGGUUUUGUUUUAAACCUCUGUGUCUGUGGUGCCUUGAUGCGGCCUAUUUCUCUUAAGGAGGAUUGUAAAACUGCUUCUGAGUUGCUUGAACAGAAUUAUGUCCCUGAAACAGAGAAACAAGACUUAAAGCGAAUGUCCAUCUGUUCACCUUUAAUCAAAUUAUGGCCUCAUGAAUGUUUAUGCUACUGUUCAUGGAAGGAAUAUGACUUCUUGCUGAUGCCAGGCUUCAUGGUGCUGGCGGUGUCAAUUUUAUUUAUGGCAUAUGGCUGCAGCCCUCUUUUUGUCUACCUAGUGCCUUAUGCUUUGAAUGUUGGAGUGAGUCAUCACCAGGCUGCCUUCCUCAUGUCCAUACUGGGUGUCAUAGACAUCAUUGGUAAUAUCACCUUUGGAUGGCUCACAGACAGAAGGUGCCUGAAGAAACAUAGGUACUUUUGCUACCUCUUUGCUGUGGGAAUGGAUGGCCUCUCUUGUCUUUUCCUGCCAGUUCUCCAAAGCUUCCCCUUGCUUGUGCCUUUCUCAUUUACCUUUGGCUACUUUGAUGGAGCCUAUGUAACACUGAUCCCUGUGGUGACAGCAGAUGUAGUGGGAACUCCUUUGUUAUCAUCAGCACUGGGGGUUGUGUAUUUUCUUCAUGCCAUACCAUAUCUAGUGAGCCCACCUGUGGCAGGUUGGCUUGUGGACACAACUGGCAGCUAUACUGCAUCAUUUCUCCUGUGUGGAUUUUCUAUGAUAUUUAGUUCAGCACUAUUGUGCUUUGCAAGACUAGCAAAGAAAAUCAAAAAAACACAUUUGCCAUCCUUCACUGGUAACACGGCCUUGAAACAGCACAUCUGGACAAAUGGAGCAAUAGCUUAUUCUGUCACAGCAGAAUUAGACCAAAGGGAUGUUGAAUUUUUGGCUGUGGAUACAAACAGCUUCAGCAACAGAUGAUCCUUGUCUUGGAGGGUGGAAAAUGUGCUGUGGUGGCUCUGCUUAUCUGAAGAGGAGUAAAUUUGUGCCAUGGGACCAGGCACGAUGACAGACAAAUGUGCUUUAACUGCAUUCCUUGGAAGAAGCCCAAAGGCAGCCCGAGAGACCAGAGAGGCUCCUGUGUUUUCAAACACAGAGCCUCUUCCUCGUGUAAAAUCAGCACCUAUUAGAGAGCUUUAGAAUUCAUGGAACCAGACGGCUGAGAAAUUGCCCACCCCACAGGCUGAUCGUGGAGAGGAUGCUGGCAGAAUUGUUUCUGUGUAUUGCAGUGCAAGUCUGUCUCUUUUCAGACACAGAAGCUGCUCUUCAGGUGGUGCCAAUUGCUCAUUUGUACCAUCUGAAGAGCUGUUAGGUCACUUUUCCUUGAUGGCCAGAACACAAGAGCUGUGACUUGCUGAUAGUUUCCUGCUGCUUGUGUGAGGAAUAUACUCCAGCUGGCUGCUUCACCGGAGCUAGGGAGUGAAUGUAGCUCUUGGGGUAACUUACUGAUGUGAUGGUCUAAUAAAUACUGUGAUUUUCUAUAUUUACAGAGUGAAAACAUUGUCAGCAAUGGAAAACUUCACAUUCUACAAUACAAAUAGUUUCAGUGUUUUAAUGCUGUAUCAAGCUGUAUUCUGUUCAUUAACAAAUUGAUCAGAGUCCAAGUAAUUUUCACUUACAUUGAACUAGUAGUUUCAUUAGUCUGCAGUGUAUUCAGUGGCUGCUCAUGGUGUCCUUUUCCACCCUGUGCCUUGGAAGAGAAAGCAACAUAGACUGAUGUUCAUCAAUUGGAUUUACACCAAGAGUACAGCCAUAGGAGUAUAAUGUAUUUAUAUGCACACACAUAUAUAUAUGAAUAGCAUGUGUAUCAAGUAGUUUUAUUAUCCAAGUGUAUUUCAAAUAUAACAAAAUAAUUUGUGUUUAAAUGAAGCCUUUCUCACUGUCCUGCUUCAGGAAUGUAGUCAGAGCCAGUAGGAUGAUCUAUGUGCACAGACCAUAGAAUAAGCAAGAGCAGUGCAAAAUCUUCUUAAAGCCAAUGACAUAACUUUUCUUCAGCUCAGCAUGAAAAUUGAGUCUUGGUCCCCAGUUUAGUUUUUAACAUAUAUUCGUAAAAAAAGCCAAAUAUUAUCUUAAUGUGUUAGGAAAGACAUGCAUAUUUUGAAAAAAAUUUAAUUUGUUUUAUUAAUUAGUACUGAUGAAAAUAACGGUUUAGAUCUUAAUACAAUAUUUUAAUAUUUUAAAAAGUAGAGAAUAGUGUGGUGAACCAAAAAUAUAAUUUUUUAACAAGUUUUAAAUUCCCACCGUAAAUAAAUUUACAAAAAUAUAAUUACUUUGUUUACCACAUCAUAACAUGUUACCUGUUGUUCAUGUCGGAACUGCAUAUUGUAAAAGCCUGUUGGAAUAAUGCUAUGUGCAUUUUUAUCAUAGUAAAUUACCCUGUGUAAUACAUUAUUAGCAUUUUUUAUUAUUUUAACAUUUUUGUUCAUAGGCUUUUCCCUUUAUGGUUUUUAAGCAGUACUUAGUGUUUUAAAUAUCUUAUUUAGCAGCAAACAUUCAACUGGUUUUAUCCACAGACCUUUUGUAGAAAAUGGUAAAAUUCUUUCAGGGCUUUCCAAUACUGUUUCUGCUCUGACUUAAGUCAAUGGAGAAAAGCUUAUAUACUGCAAUAAAGACUUCUGUGUAUAAAGCACACUGUGAAAUAUCAGCCCUGUCAUGAAUGCUCCCAAUAAGAAGCGGAAGGAGAGAAGCAUCGCAGGAGAUGAUCUGCAAGUGGAAGAAAUGGGAAUACAAUCCAGGCCGGUGAAGCCUCAGGACUAACUUCUAGCUCCUGCCCCACAGAACCCAGGCUGAACAGAUCACCUUCAUCCUGCCAUGUGAAAUAUUUCAGGCAAUGCAUUAUAGAAAUCUCUGGCUUACAAUGGUUUUAAAGAAUGAUUUAUGGUAUCGGCAAUAUUUUUUUUCAGAGAUCAUAAUAUUCAGGCUGUCCUCCAUGGAGGACAUUUCCUGGCAUGGCUUGGUAGGAAAAUAAGUCAAGAUACCCGAGCUAGCUGUGAACAAUUUGCCAGAUGAACACUGAAUGUUUGAGGAUUUAGAGGUCUUUUCCACCCUUAAUGAUCCUGUAAUUCUAUGUUCCCACCAGCCCCAAUGGACACAAGCAUUGAUGGAUAUGAGCUCGGCUGGAGCACUGCACUGCUGAGCCUGUCCAGCUUCCCAGGACAGCGUGGUGGGACUUGGCUUGGGGUAACAUCUGUCCAACACAGAUUCUGCCUCAGAUGGAUCCCACCUGGGAUUAUGCUCUGUUCUGUGCAGUGGAUAGAAGUUCAGUGUAAGUAAGUGAAACUGCUUACAGCUGCUGAAGUUAUCCCAUGUGUCUUCAUUCCAUGAGGUUUGAAAUGGGGAAAUAAUAAUUAUUUUGAAAUUAUUUAUAUUCUAGUGAUAAUCUGGAACAUUUGAUAAAUUGUGCCUUGGAAAGUUGUGUGAAAACAUCAUUGGAAAAGUCAAGCACCUUCUGCUGAAAAAUGACUCUUUUUUCAGAAGAAGUAUUCCUGAAACAUUCCUGUCAGCUUGGAUAAUAAUUUAUCUCCUGAAAGAUAAAGGCUGUGUUACUAUAUGAUUAAUAUAUUUUACAUUGCCACACAUUAUUGCUUUGUAAAGUGUUACAAAUUUAUGUGAGAAGGAAGAGCUUGUUUAACUUAAACUGUAACACUACUUCAUGGUCAGCAUAGCAAAUUGCUUAGUUUGCCUCAAUAAAUAAUACUGUCUUAGUGAUUAUUCUGGUAUACUUCAGUAAAAUGUUGUAUAUACUUUAGAAGGUGCUUGUGAGUCAUAAAUUGAUAUUUCCUGAA
Molecule: messenger RNA, 4391 nt
Organism: Lonchura striata (white-rumped munia)
Lineage: Eukaryota; Metazoa; Chordata; Aves; Passeriformes; Estrildidae
Gene: SLC16A12
Product: solute carrier family 16 member 12
Biological process (GO): creatine transmembrane transport
Molecular function (GO): transmembrane transporter activity
Source: RefSeq, a predicted model, not a curated record